AUGGCUCCUCACUUCGAGUUCGCAUCGCAAUCCAACUCGUCUCUCGUCGACUUGACGCAGCACCUUUUGAAAGCUUGUCGGCACCGCGUCACUCGUCCGCAGAAACGGUGUCGCCACUGUAUCAAGAACAACUCCGGUCCUGCACGGACGCACUCAGCGUUGGAAGGGCGUCUGACGACACGCAACGGUAGACUAGUGCAUCGAGACACCUACCUGUGCAGCGGAGCAGUAGACGUCGAAAAACUCUUGUACCUCUCGAGACGGGAGCUGUAUUCCAUAGCGCAAGACUGUGGUGGGAAUGUUUUACUAGACGAGCAGUGGUCCUACGAAAUCUGCCAUCCCACCUUCCGCAGGCAAAACCGGUACAAAGUCACGAUACAAUACUCAGCUACCAUUGGACGGUCAUGUUGGCCUGACACCCAGAGACCAGUCCAAUUAGCAAAGGCGAAGGGGAUCGCUGGUCUGAUGACAAUCCUCGACAGAGCAGACUAA
This is a messenger RNA of Gloeophyllum trabeum ATCC 11539, 492 nucleotides long. RefSeq lists its product as uncharacterized. The record is from RefSeq and is a predicted model, not a curated record. The transcript has 3 exons. Lineage: Eukaryota; Fungi; Basidiomycota; Agaricomycetes; Gloeophyllales; Gloeophyllaceae. Bases 1 to 492 code for a protein of 163 amino acids.